AAGAGAUCGCCAGCCUGCCACAGUAGCGCUGAGAUAUACAUCGUCGUCGUCGUCGUCGUCGAAGCUUUUGUGGCGGUGGACCGCCGCCGGUGGAAGCGGAAGGACCGCGGCUUGGCUUUGCUGAUCGCGCCGCGCGUGUACGAUGGAGCGGCGGAGCGGCGGCGGCGGCGGCAGCGGCGCGGGGAGCUGCCUGGGGAUGGUGGUAGUCGCGGUGGUGUCGACGAGCGUCAUCCUCCUCUCCUACCACCUCCACCGCCGGCUGGAGGCCGACCUCAGGGUGAGGAUCCUCGGCGGCGAAGGUGGAGCGGGAGCGGAGGACCAGGACCAUGACCGGCGCCGGCUCCGGCGCCGCCCGCGGCGGCCGCGGGACGCCAAGAAGAAGAAGGUGCGCUUCGCGGACGACGUGGCGGAGCCGUCGUCCAACAGCGAGGAGUACCGGCGGCGGGCGCGGUCGUCGUCGACGUACGGCGGCCAACCGCGCGCGAGCUAGCUAGCUAGCACACCACAAACGCCUCCGCGACGACCGGCCGGAGCGGGCGCCAUCGGCGACGGCGACGUACGGUGUGUGAGGGCCCUCGCGCGCCCGUCGCGCCGCCAGGCUUGUGGUCGCUGUAGCUUGCGUGUCGCGGCACGUGACGUGGCGUCGUGGCAUGCACGUCCACAGGUUUUGAGCUGCCGUCGUAACGUAGGGCUUGCGGUUUGCUGUGAGCUGUAAUAAAUUAAACUCAUCAACUGAGCUGUCAUCAUCUUUACAAAGGGCUUUGUGGGGAUCAUGUUGAUUUCC
Molecule: messenger RNA, 784 nt
Organism: Sorghum bicolor (sorghum)
Lineage: Eukaryota; Viridiplantae; Streptophyta; Magnoliopsida; Poales; Poaceae
Exons: 1
Coding region: 143-490 (115 amino acids)
Source: RefSeq, a predicted model, not a curated record